Messenger RNA from Spirodela intermedia, 705 nucleotides. Lineage: Eukaryota; Viridiplantae; Streptophyta; Magnoliopsida; Alismatales; Araceae. The record is from the annotation of a GenBank genome assembly.
AUGGCUCGAGCUUCCGAGCUGAGCCCCGGCGAUGGGUCAAGGAGUCGUCAGAGAAGUCCUUCCUCCGCGGCCUCCUUCGCUGCUGGGGGCGGGGCAGUUGUCCACGGAGCAGUUUCCACAGGCUCCCUUCUCCGGCAUCUGCGUCGAGUCUUCUCGCCUAAGAAAAGGCCCUCUUCCCCAUCUACGGAGGAGGAGGCGAGGAAAGCACCGGUGAGCCCGCCUCAGACAUCGGCAGAUUUUAGCAUCGACGAUGGUCGCGCCAAUGAAAUCACUGAAACCCCGCAAAGCCCGUUGGAGAACUACGUGCGGGUGUUUAGAUACUUCGAUCAGAACGGCGACGGGAAGGUCUCCCCCUCCGAGCUGCGCAACUGCAUGAGGAAGGUGGGCGAGGAGCUCUCGGAGAAAGACGCAGAGGCGGUGGUGGGCAGCACCGACUCGGAUGGGGACGGGCUUCUGGGUUACGCCGACUUUGUGAGCCUGGUGGCGGUUGGCCGGGAAGAGGAAGAGGACGGCGAUCUCCGGGAGGUCUUCAGCAUGUACGAAAUGAAAGGGGAGGGUUGCAUCACCGCCGAGAGCCUUCGCCGGAUGCUCCGCCGCCUCGGGGACUACAAGACCGUCGACGAGUGUAAGGUGAUGAUCCGGCGGUACGAUCUCGACGGCGACGGUGUCCUCAGCUUUGAGGAAUUCAAGGUCAUGAUGCUGUAG